AUGGAAACGAUUUAUUUUCAUCGUUAUUUACAAUGGAAAUGGCUAGAGAGGAGACCUGUAGACAAACACACUUUUAGGCUUUACCGAAUACUUGGAAAGGGGGGAUUUGGUGAAGUUUGUGCUUGUCAGGUCAGAGCCUCAGGCAAGAUGUACGCCUUGAAAAAAUUGGAAAAGAAGCGGGUAAAAAAGAGACAUGCAGAAUCUUUAACUUUAAACGAAAAACAAAUACUUCAACGAAUAAAUUCACCUUUUGUCGUUAGUUUAGCUUAUGCUUAUGAAACAAAGGAGGCUUUGUGUUUGGUGUUGACUUUAAUGAAUGGAGGAGAUCUCAAAUUCCACCUCUACACACUCUCCCCCGGUGGAUUCGAUGAAAAACGUGCUCAAUUUUACGCAGCAGAAAUUACUUUAGGUCAUGUCCGAAUCUCUGAUUUGGGACUUGCUGUAGAGCUUAAAGACAAUGAACCGAUUAAAGGCCGUGUUGGAACUGUUGGAUAUAUGGCACCAGAAAUAGUCAAAAACGAGAGAUACAGUUAUGGAGUAGAUUGGUGGGGAUUAGGCUGUCUAAUCUACGAAAUGAUUGAAGGAAAAGCUCCAUUUCGACAACGCAAGGAAAAAGUUAAACGUGAAGAGGUUGAAAGAAGAGUUCGGGAAGAUACAGAAAAAUAUGGAGAAAAAUUUACUGACGCGGCUAGAACUUUGUGUAGAGGAUUGCUACAUAAAGAGCCAACACUUAGAUUGGGAUGUAGACGUGUUGGAAGGCCUGAGGAUGGAGCUGAGGAAUUAAAAGCCCAUCCUUUCUUUACCCAAGCAGAUGCAAGGACCGGGAGGGAACCUGUGCCUUGGAAAAAAAUGGAGGCUGGAAAGCUUGCCCCUCCAUUUUGUCCUGACCCUCAUUCUGUUUAUGCCAAAGAUGUAUUGGAUAUUGAACAGUUCAGCACAGUAAAAGGAGUCAGGCUGGACGACGGUGACAAAGAUUUCUACAAAAAAUUCAAUACUGGUUCUGUCUCAAUUCCUUGGCAGAAUGAAAUGAUUGAAACAGAAUGUUUUAGAGAGCUUAAUCAUUUUUAUAUUAAUGGAGUUAUUGUUUCUGACUUGAGAAAAGAUGCAGGAACGGCUAAUAAUGCUCAUUUAAAUUCUCAACAUCAUUCAAAGAUGGGGGAAUUUUUCUCAAGACUUUUUAGGAGAAAGGUGUGGAAUUUUUAUUUUAAAAUUAAAAAAAGGAUUCUUUCAAUUUGGAAUAUUCUCCUUUACUUAAUUAGCUCAUUUCAGAGAUAGAUAUCUCGGGAAAUGAUCAUAUCCUCCUAAUUUAUAAGACAACAUACAUUCAAACUUCUAUGUGAUAGGGAUGGGUCGGUUUGAGAAAAAAUCAGGUCGGAUCUUGAAAUUUUCUCAGUUGAGUUUCGUGCCGAAAAAGGACCGCCUUUUGGGUAAUCCGACCCAUCCUUUAUAUAUAACGAUAACAAAACACACCUAUAAAUUUCUAAAAUCCUUGUGGCCACUGGAUACCCUCUAUGUAAGAUACACAUCUUUAUAAGGUAGGUUUAGUUCGACCCCAAGAGUUGUAAUUACAAUGAGGGCUAAAGUUUGACUGGAAUGAGGGGUAAAGCUUGACCUGUGCUUUACUGAAAUUGGCUGAAAUUUAGAUGGCCUUUCCUCACCUAGGGACCAACCAAAUAUGAAUUU
Molecule: messenger RNA, 1683 nt
Organism: Meloidogyne enterolobii
Lineage: Eukaryota; Metazoa; Nematoda; Chromadorea; Rhabditida; Meloidogynidae
Source: the annotation of a GenBank genome assembly